Molecule: messenger RNA, 1047 nt
Organism: Fusarium proliferatum ET1
Lineage: Eukaryota; Fungi; Ascomycota; Sordariomycetes; Hypocreales; Nectriaceae
Exons: 2
Coding region: 1-1047 (348 amino acids)
Molecular function (GO): oxidoreductase activity, acting on the CH-OH group of donors, NAD or NADP as acceptor
Source: RefSeq, a predicted model, not a curated record
AUGAGCAAUUUACCGACGGCUAUUCCCCGAGGCUCAUGGGUCCUCGUGACGGGAGCGAAUUGUUACACCGGCAGCCAUGUGGUCAUAGAGCUUCUGAAGCAGGGCUUCAAAGUGCGCGGGACUGUGAGAGAUCUCUCAUACAGCAAGUGGCUGCUCGAGCACCCAGCCGUGAAGCCACACGCAGACGAAGGCAAGGUGGAAUUGGUUGUCGCAAACACAUCGAAGCCAGGAGAUUUCGAUGAGGCGGUGAAAGGUGUCUCGGCUAUUAUUCACCUCGCCAAUAUCGGCGAUUAUACGCCAGAUCCGAAUGUCGGUUUCGCAUCAGCUAUUGAGGCUGCUUUGACCGUGUGCCGAUCUGCUGCCAAGGAGGCGUCAGUCAAGCGAUUUGUGGUGGCAGCUGGAUUAUGGUCAUCAGUCUGGCCUAAGCCUGGGGAGACAAAGACUGUUGGACAGGAUACGUGGAACGAUGAUUUAGUCAAAGUCGCACAGGCGCCACCACCGUAUGAGUUGAGCCGUAUCCUUCCAGUUUACCUGGGUGCCAGAGUUGAAGCGGAGAAGGCAGUAUGGAAGUUCGCGAAAGACGAGAAUGUCCCAUGGGAGCUCAAUUCUGUUAGUCCUUGCUGGAUUCUAGGCGAUCCGCUGGAUGCGAGACACUAUGGGCCUAUGCCUACUCAGCUCUUGCAGCAACUAUACCUUGGCAAGACAGAUGCCCUGAAGGACAACACAACGAUCUAUUACACUCACGUCUCCGAUGCAGCUGUCAUUUAUGUCGUGGCGGCUAUCGACCCAGAUGUCAAAGGCGCUCGCAUUCCCGCACUAGCCGAGUCUUUCAACUGGAACAACGCUCUGGCUAUCAUGCGUAAAGCAUAUCCUGAGGAAGAUUUUGAAGAAGACUUUGUACCUGGCGACCCUGUUCUGAGCUACAAUAUUGAGAACGAUAUUGCGCCUGAACUGCUGCAGAAGUGGGCUGGUAGGGACUGGAUCAGCCUCGAGAAGGGAAUUACAGAGACCAUCGACUUUUCCAGGAAGCUGGGUAACUUGGACUAG